Messenger RNA from Gadus morhua (Atlantic cod), 2314 nucleotides. Its product is annotated as PWWP domain-containing DNA repair factor 3A. The record is from RefSeq and is a predicted model, not a curated record. Bases 311 to 2080 code for a protein of 589 amino acids. The transcript is spliced from 13 exons. NCBI's taxonomy places the organism in Eukaryota, Metazoa, Chordata, Actinopteri, Gadiformes, Gadidae.
AAGCGCCGUCGUCCUGGAUGCUCCCCAUUCUAAUGGUUAGACUGUUCCUUCUCCUUUUCCUGGUUAUCUAUUAUGUUUGGCACUGUCCACUCGCCAUACCGAUCGGAUCGUCGUUCUCCGUCCUGGUUCCUGCCCGCUUUCGCCGCGGGGUCGAUGUCCGGCGCGUUCAGCAGAACCCACGGAGCAUGCGCAGUACGCAUACAAGAGCGCACCAGUUAAUUUACUCUUCCGCGCACACUGAGAGGACACACUGGGCUGCUGUACAGGUCUGAGAGGACCCAGUGGGCUGCUGUACAGCUUCUGAAGAUGAAUGUUUCCCAUAAAGAGGACGAUGAAGCGGUCUACUUCCUGUCCUGAUGGCGUUCCUCACAGCGAACCUCCUGAAGCGCCCAAUGACUCGGAGGAGGUCCAGCUCCACCCCCCCCCUGUUCCCCCCCGAGCUCCCGACGCGAGCCUCUCCACGCACGGCAUGACCCUGAGACGGCCCCUGCGCUGUGGCCUGCGCUCGGCCACCCAGGGGGCCGCCUCCCUGAAGCCCGGAGAGGGGAACGACCGGCCGCCGCCAUCCCGGAGCGCCGGGAGAGGGGCCGCGAGCGGGCAGCCUCCUCGCCCCCGACCGGGCGCCAAGAGGAGGAAACCGUACGCCCGGAAGCUAAAGAGCCUGGACUCUGGCCCCGGGCCCCCGGCGGCCCCCGAGGGGGACCCUCCUUACGCCUCCCGACCGGUCCCUGAGGGUCUUUUAGACAGCCCCCUGAAAACGAGACUGGCCGAGGGGUCGCAGAGACACGGCAGCCCCGACUCCUCGCUGGACCCCUCCGUGGUGUCGCCACUCCGCCGCCUCAGACCGAAGGCCCCCCAGGCCAGCUCCUCCUUCACCCCCCCAGCCAAGGUGAUCUCCAAGCGCUGUGCGUCCCAAACGACGUCCACGCCCAGAAAGGGCAGCUGCGGGACUCAACCCGGAAACUCUCCGCCCUCCAGCAGACCCAGUUCCCCGCUAGACCAGCUGAGCCAAAAUGAGUCCCAGCUCUCCUCAGACCUCUCCAUAGAGUUCAGUUUACCCGAGGAGGAGCUGAUCCUCCCCUUUGAUGAGGAGGAAGAGGAGGAGGAAGAGCUGCCAUGCUUCCCGAUGCACUUUUCCAAACAGCCUGAGAGCAUCAAGGAGGGCGCCUUCGUCUGGUGCAAGUUCAGAUUGUUUCCCUUCUGGCCGGCCGUGGUGAAGAGUGUCAGACCUAAAUUGAAAAAGGCCAGCAUCCUUUGGAUCGAUCAGCCGACCAUUGACACGAAGAGGAAGGGGUUCUCUGUGUCUUUGAGGAACCUCAAACCCUUAGACUGCGAGGACGCCAAUCAGCUGGUGAGCGCAGCCAAGGCCAACUACGCUGCCAUCAUCGACUGGGCCUUUGAGAUGAUCAAUGACUACGUGCUCCGUAUUGCCUGCUGCUCCUUCACCGGCUCCUUCAUCCAAUACUCGUCACAUUGUAUGAGUUACCCGGUGAGGAGGAAGUACCCCAAGGACCACGUGGAGAGGCUGGAUCUGCCCAGCCAGCCAGAGCUGGAGGAGGGGGAGCCCCACAGCGGGGGGGAGGAGAGCGUCUCGGAGGCCCCGGAGGAGGAGGGGCCGGGCGCCAAGAGGCUCCUCCCCGACCGCACCGUCGCCGCCCACAACCGCGCCAACGAGAAGCUGGUGGCCUUCAUCGUGUCCCAGAGGCUCGCCGACAGGCACCUGCUGGCGGUGGUCCGCGGGCAGCAGGCCUCCCGCUGGCUCUGCUCGUUCCUGGAGGUGCGGCGGCGGCUGCAGGUGAAGCCCUACCUGGAGGACGACCGGCAGCUGGACCAGGUGUACCUGUACCUGAAGGAGCUGUUCCACCGCGUCACUGACCAAGCCCCCUGCCUGGCCAACGUCAAGUUCAUGGACGACGUGCGCUUCGUGCUGGACGUGUUGCUGCCUGAGGCCAUCAUCUCGGCCAUCGCUGGCGUCGAUAACAUUUCACUGACUAAGGCUGAGGAGAAGUAUCUAAACGGAAGAUGUAUUAGUGAGAGAGAGAGAGAAGAGUUUGAGUUGACGAUUGGCCGGAUGAGAUGAGCUCUGCGUCCUACUCUUUAGUUUUGGUCGUCCAACGUUUGACAGUCCGGCUCUUUUUUUUUUAACGGCCAAUUUUUUCAUUUCAUCAAAACGAUCAAAUUGAAACUAAUUGUGUGUUUGUGUGUGUGUCUGUGCAUGCAUACAUGUUAAAGUAACUCAUGGCCUAUGGAUGUUCUAUGAGAGUGCCUGGUUAUUUAUGGUCAUCAUAGAAUAAACAAAUUUAUUCUAAACAUU